UUCCUGGCAACUCCAUUUUAAAGGUAAGUUUUCCUUCGGGCUGUCACUGUGCAUGCACGUGUCAGUGAUGUCUGAGAUAUCGAUCCUCUCUGGGCUCAUGCUCGGGGCUGCGCUGAAGACCUGAGAAGAAGAUCCUGGAGCUUCAUCCGAAAAGUAAAGUUUAUCGGAUAGGCAUUUUUGUUGCGAGGUGACUCCUCCUUUAGAUUCAGCUUUGUAGAUGAGUUGCUUGAGAAGGUCUUACAUAGGUAAGUAUGACAUAGGUCCUGUCUGUUUGUUGUCCAUUGCCGUGAAUGCGCACUAACUGCUGUUUCCUUCUUUAAUAGGUACCUGAAAUGUCUGUUGAAGAGCAGGACCAAUCAUCAUUCACCAAGGGCACCUGCAACUUUCCCCAGAACUCAUUCACCGAUGACUUCUCCAAUCAGAUCCUGUUGCCAGUUGUCCCUCCCCUAUCUGCAUGCUAUAUAAAAAUGGUGCCAUAUUGUGACAUCCAAUUGCUGGAAGAGGAACAAUGCUGCCUGCUCAUGUCCUUUUUUCUGUGGACUAUAUGAUAUGGAAACUUCGAAAGAUGCGAAUGUCAUCCAUGAAAAGGAGACGGCGAUAUUGGGUGCAUCCCAUUACAUCAUGCCGAAUGACACGAGGUGUAUAUUCGACCCUUUAUCAAGAACUCCGAAAACACCCUGUCAAAUUUGCAGAAUAUCUCCGUGUAAGUGUCGCAAGCUUUGAUGACCUUUCCCAACGUUUACGUCGCCGAAUAAGACGGAAGGAUACGAAAUUUCAUCGGAGUGUAACUCCAGAAGAACGACUCAUGGUCACUCUGCGGUUUCUGGCUAGUGGUGAAAGUUUUUCCAGUCUUCAUUUUCAAUUUCGACUAGGGGAAUCUACAAUAUCUUACAUUGUUAAAGAUACCUGCCGGGCAAUUUGGAAUCUUCUGCGUGAAGAAUUUCUUCCCCAUCCUACUUGCCAACAGUGGAUCAGCAUAGCCGACAAGUUUUAUGAGGUGACACAGUUUCCCAAUUGUAUUGGUGCAGUGGAUGGGAAGCAUGUGAGGCUCUUGAAGCCCCCACGUAGUGGAUCCUCCUUUUUUAACUAUAAAAAGUAUUUUUAUGUGAUCCUAAUGGCAAUUGUUGAUGCAAAUUACAAAUUUGUGGCUGUUGAUAUUGGAGCUUUUGGACAAACAAAUGACUCACUUGUUUUUAAAAAUUCUAAUAUGGGAAAAAGGCUGUACUCUGGAAACUUUGGUAUACCAGAGCCCAGGCCUUUACCAGGUACUACAAACCCUGCACUUCCAUUUGUUCUAGUCGGAGAUGAAGCUUUCCAAAUGUGUGGAAAUUUACUGAAGCCAUAUGCCAGCUGUGGUCUAGACUAUCGCAAAAGAGUGUUCAAUUACAGACUGACUCGAGCAAGAAGAAUGGUCGAGUGUGCUUUUGGCAUAUUGACUGCAAAAUGGCGAAUAUUCACUCGUCCAAUACAAUUGAAAACAAAUACUGUGGAUGAUGUCAUAAAAGCAUGCGUUGUGUUGCACAAUUAUGUACUGACCAAAGAGCCUUUGCCUACGGAGCCACUGUCAUUAAAUCCACCAGGAGAUAACAUAGAAACUGGCCCAAGAUCAACAGUUGCUGUGAGUCGCAUGCGCGAUCAAUUUGCAGAAUAUUUCAUUUCUUCAGCUGGAUCUGUGCAUUGGCAGGAUGAACAUAUUUGA
Molecule: messenger RNA, 1699 nt
Organism: Bufo gargarizans (Asiatic toad)
Lineage: Eukaryota; Metazoa; Chordata; Amphibia; Anura; Bufonidae
Product: protein ALP1-like
Exons: 3
Coding region: 509-1699 (396 amino acids)
Source: RefSeq, a predicted model, not a curated record